UCCCCGCCCACCUCUCUUCCAUUUCUUGGAUCUUGUGUUCUUAUAAAUUACUACAUUGGUAAAGUGGUUCACACCUUCAGUCUAUGUGACUUGUGUAGUCAACAUAAUGGAAGUUUCUUUCUUCAUUAUCACCAUCUUCCUCUUUUUCCUACCCUUACUGUUCAUAUUCAUCAAGGAUAACAAAAGAGGGCAUAACUUGCCUCCAGGACCAUGGAAGCUUCCAAUGAUUGGAAAUUUGCAUAAUCUAUUAAACUCCCUUCCUCAUGUUGCACUCAAAGAAUUAGCUGCGAGAUAUGGACCUUUGAUGCACCUAAAACUAGGUGAACGUUCAACUAUUAUCAUAUCGUCGUAUCAAAUACUGAAAGAUGUGAUGAGAACAAGCAAUACCACGUUUGCAGAAAGGCCGGAGCUUCUUGUUUCAAAGACCAUAGCUUAUGAUGGAGGAGACGUUGCUUUUGCUCCCUACGGUGAUUACUGGAAACAAAUGCGCAAAAUUUGCAUUUUACAGCUCCUAAGUCCGAGCAGGGUUCACUCGGCUUAUCCUUUAAUGGAGGAAGAGAUUGCGCGCUUAGUGAAAUCUAUUAAGGCCUCGGUUCCAGGUGCCCAAAUCAAUAUGAACGAAUGUCUUUACUCUCUCACUUGUAAUAUUAUUUGCAAAGAUUCAGUUGGAAUGGCUUGUAGCAAUCCAAACUCAUUGAUUUCUGCAAUGAAAGGAUUUUCACCUUUCACGGGAGUUUUAAAUGUCUCGGAUUUGUUCCCUUCCCUCGAGUUUCUUGAUCAGUUCAUCAUAGGAUCUAAACAAAAGCUACUUAAAUUGCAUCAACAAUGUGAUCGCCUUCUCGAAGAAAUUGUCAGUGAACAUGAAGCAAGCAUACAAAACAAUAACGGUGAGCUCAUUGAUUACGAAGAUCUUAUGCACGUUCUUUUAAGGCUUAGAGACAAGGAGAGCCACAAUUAUCAGGUCCCUAUAACAAGAGAUAACAUCAAAGCUAUAGUCUUGGAUAUGUUCGUCGGUGGAACUGAAACAGUAUCAACAUCAAUGGAAUGGGCCAUGUCUGAAUUAGUGAAGAAUCCAGCAGUCAUGAAAAAAGUGCAAGCUGAAGUCAGAGAGACGUUGAAAGGAAAGAAAAUAGUUGGUCAUAGUGAUAUUCAGAAUCUGAAGUACCUGAAAAAUAUAGUUAAGGAGACUUUAAGGCUUCAUCCUCCUGGUCCAUUGUCCUUGCCAAGGCAAUCAAUAGAGCAGUGCGUGAUUAAUGGAUAUGUUAUACCUAAUAAAACAAUAGCCCUAGUGAAUUUGUGGGCGAUGGGAAGGGAUCCACAAUAUUGGCACGAUCCGGAGAAAUUUGAGCCCGAGAGGUUCGACCUUGUUGAUACCAAGGGAAUUCCUAUUGAUUUCUUGGCAUUUGGAUUUGGGAAAAGAGUUUGUCCAGGAAUAUCAUUUGGUGUAGCAAACUUUGAGCUUAUUCUGGCUAGGUUACUUUACCAUUUUGACUGGAAACUUCCUAAUUGUAUGAAUCCCGAGGAAUUAGAUAUGACUGAAACUUUUGGUGCUGCCGCUGCAAGGAAAAACAAUUUGCACUUGAUUGCUUCACCAUAUGAUUAUUAAUUCACUCCAACUAUCCAACUGACAAGAUUUGGUCUUCUCAGAAGUUGCCUAUUGUGCUUAGAAAUGAAGUUAAGUCAUUGAUUUUCUCUUUCAGUAUUCCCCCUUUUUUUUCUUUCUUUUCUUUUAUUCCUCAUGUACUGGAUUGUGUAAUAAGCUGUAGUUUUAUUCUGCAGUGAGUGUUUGUGAAUCCAAUAGUAUCCUUGUUUUCUUGAAUUUGCAUUGUAAUAAAUAAAUAACACUCAUAUAUUC
Messenger RNA from Nicotiana tabacum (common tobacco), 1855 nucleotides. RefSeq names its product premnaspirodiene oxygenase-like. The record is from RefSeq and is a predicted model, not a curated record. NCBI's taxonomy places the organism in Eukaryota, Viridiplantae, Streptophyta, Magnoliopsida, Solanales, Solanaceae. Gene Ontology annotation, molecular function: iron ion binding; heme binding; oxidoreductase activity, acting on paired donors, with incorporation or reduction of molecular oxygen.